This is a messenger RNA of Ceraceosorus bombacis, 948 nucleotides long. NCBI's taxonomy places the organism in Eukaryota, Fungi, Basidiomycota, Exobasidiomycetes, Ceraceosorales, Ceraceosoraceae. The record is from the annotation of a GenBank genome assembly.
CCCCAAGCCUGCAUGAGUAACAAGAUCAAUUCGUGAUCAAGCACCUCACUCUCCGCUUGCAGAUCACGUUUCAUGCCUAGCAUUGCCUGGGCCGCUCAGUAUUCCAGCCAGCUCCAGGUAGCCUCAGCCUUGAAGACGACCGGUCUGACUGACGCGCAAGAGACAUCCGGCCAACAGUCGAGACCAGUGCUCCACUCAGGUCACCGGACCAUUCUCAACGACUUCGCCUUCAGCUUUUCGCACCACUAUUGUCUGGUCAUUGGUCUUGAAUAUCAUAUUGGCCUCGUCUGAGCACGCGUUUGGUACCAGUCGGGCGUCAGAGAGCGCCAAGGUAUCGCAGGGGUAGAGGAGCAUUGUUGCGAAGGGCAGCGUGCUAGCUCGUGCACUCGAGCUGCCUUGAUACGAGGCUUGCCUCUCGACGAGUGUGACUCGCAUUCUGCUCUUGUCUCUUCUACCCCUGGUGACUUGAUCCGCGUGCAUCGCUCCCUACUGUGACACCCCUCGUCCUGCCCCGUGCGCCCUCUGGCUACUGUAGACGGCUCACGCUGUCCAGCCAUCGCCCUGAGGCUCAGCUGUGUUCCAAAGCUUCGAUUGCAACUUUGCUUGCAGCGCCUCGCUGAGUACAUCACAGCUGCUGGUCGUCUGUCUUUGCCUCGAGCCCUCUCGAUUUCGUUGGAUCUUGAUUGAGCCCUCGAACGUUUUUUUGCGCGACUUUGAAAACGUCUUGCGGGGGCGCUCUGGUCGCUUGCUCUACCAGUGCUCGCCGCGCAACACACUGCACUGCGCCGGUUCGUCUCCACAGCCACGACGCAGAGAGAAGUUUUCUAUUUCAUCCUGUCUACUGUGAGUGUCGCAUGCUCGUGUGUUCGGACACGAAUUCAUCGAACGACGCGCAAGCUAACACGGAAGGGUCUGCUGUCAGUUCUUUGCGCACUGCUAGCGCUCGUC